Meloidogyne enterolobii is the source of this 369-nucleotide messenger RNA. NCBI's taxonomy places the organism in Eukaryota, Metazoa, Nematoda, Chromadorea, Rhabditida, Meloidogynidae. The record is from the annotation of a GenBank genome assembly.
AUGUCUUUUAACCCUAUUUUCUUCGCAUUUUCAUUACUAAUAAUUGAUACAUGGGCUCCAGUGUCUAAUAAACAUAAAGUUUUUAUUCCGUUGAUUUUAGCCAUUAUUCUCGAAUUUUUAUCACACUGGGUAUUUUUUACAACACAAAUUUCAAUUUUAUUUUGUUUAUUUUUAUCUCCUCUUCCGAUUUUAUUCAGAGAGGGCCAUCGCUUAGAAAGUGGUAUGUUAUUUUCAACCAACUCAUUUUCAUUUGAUUUGCUUUUGUUUUCAUUUUCUCUUGAACGUUUCAUUCUUUUAUUUUUUCUUCUAUAGCUCUUUAUUCUAUUAUAUACGGUACUUUGUUCAUAUCCCGCCCCCCACCCCUAUCUG